This is a messenger RNA of Gracilinanus agilis (Agile Gracile Mouse Opossum), 342 nucleotides long. RefSeq names its product small cysteine and glycine repeat-containing protein 7-like. Bases 1 to 342 code for a protein of 113 amino acids. The record is from RefSeq and is a predicted model, not a curated record. The transcript has a single exon. NCBI's taxonomy places the organism in Eukaryota, Metazoa, Chordata, Mammalia, Didelphimorphia, Didelphidae.
AUGGGUUGCUGUGGUUGUAGAGGUGGUAGCUGUGGUGGCUGCGGUGGCUGUGGUGGCUGCGGUGGCUGCGGUGGUGGCUGCGGUGGCUGUGGUGGUGGCUGUGGCUGUACCACCUGUACCUGCCGCCGCGUGGGCUGCUGCUCUGCCUGCUGCCCCUGCUGCUGUGGCUGCUGUGGGGGCUGCUGUAGCCCCACAGUUGUCUGCUGCCGCCGCACCUGCUGCUGUAACUCUUGUGGCUGUGGCUCCUGUGGCUGUGGCUCCUGUGGCUGUGGUAAGGGCUGUUGCCAACAAAAAUGCUGCUGCCAACAAAAAUGUUGCUGCAAGAAGCAAUGCUGCUGCUAG